AAUUACAGAGCAGUUCUUGUGGAAAUCCUGGCACUCCAUCCAAAGGUAUUUUAUAUGGAACACAAUUUGAUGUUGGUGAUAAAAUCCGAUAUAACUGUGUGACAGGCUACAUCCUGGAUGGUCACCCCCAACUUACCUGUAUAGCCAGUUCAGUAAAUACAGCAUCCUGGGAUUUUCCAAUUCCUAUCUGUAGAGCGGAAGAUGCAUGCGGAGGAACAAUGAGGGGAUCCAGUGGCGUCGUCUCUAGUCCUAAUUUUCCAAAUGAGUACCACAAUAAUGCAGACUGUACAUGGACAAUUGUGGCAGAACCUGGAGACACCAUCUCACUCAUCUUUACAGAUUUUCAUAUGGAAGAGAAAUAUGAUUACUUGGAAAUAGAAGGUUCUGAACCACCCACAAUAUGGUUAUCUGGAAUGAAUAUCCCAGCUCCGGUUAUCAGCAACAAAAACUGGCUAAGACUUCAUUUUGUAACAGACAGCAACCACCGAUACCGUGGAUUUAGUGCUCCUUAUCAAG
Molecule: messenger RNA, 516 nt
Organism: Protobothrops mucrosquamatus (brown spotted pit viper)
Lineage: Eukaryota; Metazoa; Chordata; Lepidosauria; Squamata; Viperidae
Product: CUB and sushi domain-containing protein 3-like
Exons: 3
Source: RefSeq, a predicted model, not a curated record